Messenger RNA from Adineta ricciae, 306 nucleotides. The record is from the annotation of a GenBank genome assembly. NCBI's taxonomy places the organism in Eukaryota, Metazoa, Rotifera, Eurotatoria, Adinetida, Adinetidae.
AUGGUGGACCGUCCAUCUUGUGUUAAUUGUGGUCGAAUAUGUUACGCGAAAAAUCGUUCGCUCCGAUCUACUAGUUUUCGAUCAAUUUCGAAUAAAAAGACUCAUCGAUGGUUACAUGCUCUGCUGAAUGCUCGAGGAAUUCAGCUGCAACCCGAAAUGUUCAUUUGUGGUCCAUGUCGGACCAUUUUUCGUAAAGAACAACGACAUCGUCGCUCUUCUCGCUAUCAGUCAACUACUUAUACAGACACGAAUGAUUAUGGGGAUGUGAGCGAAAUUCAACAGCUGUUAUCUGUUCAAGCAAUUUAG